This is a messenger RNA of Oikopleura dioica, 645 nucleotides long. The record is from the annotation of a GenBank genome assembly. Lineage: Eukaryota; Metazoa; Chordata; Appendicularia; Copelata; Oikopleuridae.
AUGGGCAAAUCAACUCGAAUUGGCUGGAUGGGAUACGCUCCUGUUUUCAACCCCGAUGCGCAGAAACUCCUCGCCCCGUGGAAUCCUCGAAAUCGACCUCCAGCUUCGUUCACCGGAUCUGAUGACUUUAUGGCAAAAUUUAGAGAGACGGGGAAGAUUCCUUCUACUGGCGCAUCCGGAUCUUCCAGUUCCUCCUACACCCGUCCAAGUUAUUCAUCUCCAGGCGCUUCGAGGACUUCUCCGCCACGGUCACAGCAAAAUCAGUUCAGAAAAUCUUCGCCACCCCAAAAAUACGGCAGCCGACACAACCAGCCCCGUCGAUCUCAGCCCCCGCAAUACCAGCGUCGGCAAAAUCAAUCGCAGCGCAGUCCAUAUCAGCAGCCAGCUCGAUCGAACCCUUACGGUUCUUCAAGAAGAUCCACUUCUUCUUACAAUAACAAUAAUCGAGUUUACAAUCCUCCUCAAAGAAACCGUCAGCCUUAUCAGCAGCAACGAACAACGAGCCCUUCAUAUUCUCGAAAUAAAUAUUCCGGCUCAAGAUCUCAAUACGGAAAUGGAAGAAAUGCAGUUCGCAGAUAUGGUGGAUCUGCAGGAGGAAGACCUGGUAAUACCUACCAAAAUCGAAUGGCGCGAUAUCGAGGAUAA